Molecule: messenger RNA, 3126 nt
Organism: Suricata suricatta (meerkat)
Lineage: Eukaryota; Metazoa; Chordata; Mammalia; Carnivora; Herpestidae
Gene: DBN1
Product: drebrin 1
Exons: 15
Coding region: 159-2276 (705 amino acids)
Biological process (GO): positive regulation of dendritic spine morphogenesis; regulation of actin filament polymerization; neuron projection morphogenesis
Cellular component (GO): site of polarized growth; cortical actin cytoskeleton; actin filament
Molecular function (GO): actin filament binding
Source: RefSeq, a predicted model, not a curated record
CCGCCGGCCGGCUCCCCUCCCCCGGCCGCUGGCUCGCUUGGCUCGCAACGCUGCAGAGGCUCCGAGGCGGCGGCGGCGACUCCUUCUUUCCUUCCCUCCUCCUCUGGCCGUCCGUCCGUCUGUGCGUCUGUCCGUUCGGCCUCGGUCCGGCCAACAGCAUGGCCGGCGUCAGCUUCAGCGGCCACCGCCUGGAGCUGCUGGCGGCGUACGAGGAGGUGAUUCGGGAGGAGAGCGCGGCCGACUGGGCUCUGUACACAUAUGAGGAUGGCUCCGAUGACCUCAAGCUUGCAGCAUCAGGAGAUGGGGGUUUGCAGGAGCUCUCCGGCCACUUUGAGAACCAGAAGGUGAUGUACGGCUUCUGCAGCGUCAAGGACUCCCAGGCUGCUCUGCCAAAAUACGUGCUCAUCAACUGGGUCGGUGAAGAUGUGCCUGAUGCCCGAAAAUGUGCUUGUGCCAGCCACGUGGCUAAGGUGGCUGAAUUCUUUCAGGGUGUCGACGUGAUUGUGAAUGCCAGCAGUGUGGAAGACAUAGAUGCGGGUGCCAUCGGGCAGCGGCUCUCCAAUGGGCUAGCGAGGCUUUCCAGCCCCGUGCUGCACCGACUGCGGCUACGUGAGGAUGAGAAUGCUGAGCCGGUGGGCACCACCUAUCAGAAAACUGAUGCUGCUGUGGAAAUGAAGCGGAUUAACCGUGAGCAGUUCUGGGAGCAAGCCAAGAAGGAGGAAGAGCUGAGGAAGGAGGAAGAGCGGAAGAAGGCUCUGGAUGAGAGACUCCGGUUUGAGCAAGAGCGAAUGGAGCAGGAACGGCAGGAGCAGGAGGAGCGUGAACGGCGCUACCGAGAGCGGGAACAGCAGAUCGAGGAGCACAGAAGGAAACAGCAGACUCUGGAAGCUGAGGAGGCCAAGCGGCGGUUGAAGGAGCAGUCUAUCUUUGGUGACCAGCGGGAUGAGGAAGAAGAGACACAGAUGAAGAAGUCAGAAUCAGAGGUAGAGGAGGCAGCAGCCAUUAUUGCCCAGCGGCCUGACAACCCACGGGAGUUCUUCAAACAGCAGGAACGAGUUGCGUCGGCUUCUGCGGGCAGCUGUGAUGCACCCUCACCCUUCAACCACCGACCAGGUCGUCCGUACUGCCCUUUCAUAAAGGCAUCGGACAGUGGGCCUUCCUCCUCCUCCUCUUCCUCCUCCUCCCCUCCACGGACUCCCUUUCCCUAUAUCACCUGUCACCGCACCCCAAACCUCUCUUCCUCCCUCCCAUGCAGCCACCUGGACAGCCACCGGAGGAUGGCACCCACCCCCAUCCCUACCCGGAGCCCAUCUGACUCCAGCACGGCUUCCACCCCUGUCGCUGAACAGAUUGAGCGGGCUUUGGAUGAGGUCACGUCCUCGCAGCCUCCACCACUGCCGCCGCCACCCCCUCAAGAGACCCAGGAGCCCGGGCCCAGCCUGGAUAGUGAAGAGACCAGCAAAGAGGCCAGAGCAGCAGCCCCUCAGGCCUGGGCAGGCCCCAUGGAGGAGCCCCCACAGGCAACAGAGCCUCCCCGGGGGCAAGCCUCCACGGAGGACUUGAUGCUCAUGGCAUCUCCAGAGCAGGCUGUCCUGGCUGCCCCGGCUGCCCCUCUGGAACCUGCCAUGGCCAACACCGCCACAGCCGACAUCCUGGUAGCUGAUGCCGUUGAAACCGACGCUGCCACUGCCGACACCGCUGUUGCCAACACCAUCACCCCUGCCGCUGCCAGCCUCAUUGACCUAUGGCCUGGCAACGGGGAAGAGGCCUCCACAUCCCAGGCUGAGCCUAGGGUCCCUACACCACCUUCGGGUGCUGAGGUCACUCUGGCAGAGGUACCCCUGCUAGAUGAGGUGGCUGAGGAGCCACUGCCACUGGCAGGCAAAGGCUGUGCCAACCUUCUCAAUUUUGAUGAGCUGCCUGAGCCGCCGGCUACCUUCUGUGACCCAGAAGAGGAAAUAGAAGGGGAGCCUCUGGCCACCCCCCAGGUCCCAACUCUGCCCUCUGCUCUAGAGGAGUUGGAUCAGGAGCCAGAGCUGGAGCCAGAGCCAGAACCCCACCUGCUGACCAAUGGCGAGACCACCCAGAAGGAGGGGACCCAGGCCAGUGAGGGGUACUUCAGCCAAUCACAGGAGGAAGAGUUCGCCCAAUCCGAAGAGCUGUGCGCAAAGGCCCCGCCUCCUGUGUUCUACAACAAACCUCCAGAAAUCGACAUCACCUGCUGGGAUGCAGACCCAGUACCAGAAGAAGAGGAGGGCUUCGAGGGUGGUGAUUAGCAGUGGCGCCCCGCCCUCAGGCUGCCCUUGCCAAGGCCGCCCACCUGUGCCGGCCUCUGGCCAGACGGCUCGCCGUGCCUGCACUCGCAGCAGCUCCGCCUGGCACCCACUCCGGAUUCCGGCCCUGGCCCGGGACUUGGCCGCUUCCCUACCCACAGGGCCUGACUUUUACAGCUUUUCUCUUUUUUUUAAAGUUGAUAGGAGACUUGUACAGUUGACUGGUUUUCCUCCCGUUGGUAGUUGAGACGCUGUUGCAAAUUCUACCCCCUCCCCGCCCGGACCAGAUUGUAGCUCUUAGUCCUCCCUGCUCACUCAGCUGGCCGGGGUGGAGAUCUCACCCUACGUGGGGGCCUGGCGUCGGGGGAGCUCUGGUGGGAAAAUGUCCCACCUCUUUUCCUAGUUUUAUGUUUCUUGGAAAAAUAUCACUUUGUAUUCUCUGUCCAGGGCUUCAGAUAUUUUGCACGAAUUUUAAAACAUGGCAAUAAAUGGCUCGUGGGCUCUGGCUCCCUGGGACCCCCUCCCCGCCCUUCUCUUGACCCCUCCCCGCCUGGCCCAAAGGAAGCAGGCCCAGCUGGGGCCCUUCAGCUUCCAGGCCCUUUCCUGCCCCCCUCCUGCUGGGCAGGUCCCAAGCUGGAGGCCCUAGGCGCGGAUCAGGUCAGGGCUAUCUACCGGUGGGGCCCUGGGCUUAGAUGGCCCCUCCCAAAUUCCUCCCUCUUUGCUUGGGUUCCUUUUUCACGUUCAGUAACUGUUUUUUGGAAAGCACAAACUUCUGUAACGGGUCGUGCUCAUGUCUGUUAAUAAAGAAAUCCAGAUCCCUUCAGGCCUGCUGCUCCGGGCCUCCAGGGGCGGA